Molecule: messenger RNA, 2952 nt
Organism: Rhipicephalus sanguineus (brown dog tick)
Lineage: Eukaryota; Metazoa; Arthropoda; Arachnida; Ixodida; Ixodidae
Product: fatty acid synthase-like
Exons: 11
Coding region: 1-2952 (983 amino acids)
Biological process (GO): fatty acid biosynthetic process
Molecular function (GO): fatty acid synthase activity; phosphopantetheine binding; oxidoreductase activity
Source: RefSeq, a predicted model, not a curated record
AUGAGCUACGCUGCUACAGUGCGCCGUCCAGUUCCCCCUCCACAACCACGUCAAGGCAUCACAUCGCUGCAGUUCCGUCGCCAGACACCACCGCCGCCUCCGCCACUGACGCCCUACCAUCCUCCUGUCGGCCAACACUACGCUCCGAGGAAGACCGAUGUUUGGCGCUUCCCUGACCACUGCCCGCUAUGCUACCACUGCAGGGAAGCCGGCCAUACGUACCGCCGCUGCCAUUACCGCCAGACGAGAAUACGCGGAUUCGCCGUCAGCGCACCUUGCCCACAGGAUGCAGCGCGCCAGUCCGACCACGACCGACACGACCCCGACAAUAAUCCCGGAAAGAUGGACAAGAAGGGCCAUAAGGAAAACAAGGAUGAGCAUGACGAGGAGGACACCGACAAUUACAACGACGAGAAGGGCGUCUACAAGAACAACGCCAAGGAAGAUGACACGGAAAAGAAGGACGCACAUAGCGGCGACAAAGAAUCGCGCGCUGAGCAGAAGAGGGACGGGGAGAACGGGACCGAGAAAGGGAAGGACUCUCAGGACGAAUACAAGUACGCGCCGGCAGCGCGCCAGUCCGACCACGACCGACACGACCCCGACAAUAAUCCCGGAAAGAUGGACAAGAAGGGCCAUAAGGAAAACAAGGAUGAGCAUGACGAGGAGGACACCGACAAUUACAACGACGAGAAGGGCGUCUACAAGAACAACGCCAAGGAAGAUGACACGGAAAAGAAGGACGCACAUAGCGGCGACAAAGAAUCGCGCGCUGAGCAGAAGAGGGACGGGGAGAACGGGACCGAGAAAGGGAAGGACUCUCAGGACGAAUACAAGUACGCGCCGGCAGUAGCUAUGAUGACCUCGAUGCGGACCAGCGAUCACGACGGCAAGCGAGAACGGAGAAAGCGACCGGCAGAGGACGAAGCGAGUGACCACAAGGAGGCUAAGGUGCGCAGGCUGCUCAGGAACGACGAGAAAGGCGACCGAAGCUCCGGGAUAUAUCAAGCGCAGCAAAAAGGCAACCUGGCUACCUCCGAUUGCGUUCUCGGUCUGGAGUUCUCCGGCCGCGACCCGGAGGGUCGCCGAGUCAUGGGAGCCGUGGCUUCCGAGGGCAUGGCGACGGCGCUUGCCGCCGACCCGUGCUUCCUUUGGGAGGUUCCCGAGUCCUGGAGCCUCGAGGAGGCCUCUACGGUUCCCGUCGCCUACUCUACCGCCUACUACGCCCUCGUGGUCCGAGGCAACAUGAGGCCCGGCGAGUCCGUGCUCGUCCACUCCGGCAGCGUAGGUGUCGGACAGGCCGCCAUCUCGAUCGCUCUCUCCAUGGGCUGCAUGGUCUUCACCACAGUCGGUUCUAUGGAACAGCGGAACUUCCUCAAGCGCCAUUUCCCACAACUGCAGGACCGAAACUUGGCAAGCUCGCGUGACCUCUCGUUCGAGGAGCGAAUUCUUCACGAGACGAAGGGCAGAGGCGUGGACCUCGUUCUCAAUUCGCUGGCCGAGGAGAAGCUGCAGGCCAGCGUCCGCUGCCUGGCGACCCACGGCCGAUUCCUGGAGAUCGGCAGGUUUGACCUGUCCAGAAACUCCAAGCUCGGCAUGUCCGUGUUCCUCAAGAACAUAGCGUUCCACGGCAUCCAGCUGGACGGGCUGUUCGGCGAUGACCCCUUCGUGGGGGCCGACAAGCGACGCGUAGCCGAUCUUGUCGGUGAGGGCAUCGCCUCGGGUGCUGUGCGGCCCCUGAACGCCAUCAAGUUCACAAGGGACAAAGCAGAGGAGGCGUUCCGGUUCAUGGCAUCUGGAAAACACACGGGCAAAGUCGUGCUUCAAGUCCGGCCGGAAGAGACGCCGCGCAGGACGACACCCGCCACGCCGCUCACCGUGGAGGCCGUGGCACGCACCUGCUUCUAUGAGCACAAGUCGUACGUGAUCGCCGGCGGCCUCGGCGGUUUCGGCCUGGAGCUCGCCGACUGGAUGGUGCUCCGCGGAUGCCGCAAGCUGGUGCUCAGUGCACGGUCCGGCAUCCGGACGGGAUACCAGAAGCUGUCUCUCCACCGGUGGCAGCAAGCCGGCUGCAAAGUGGUCGUGAGCAAGGCUGACUCUGCGACCGAGAAUGGAGCCCGACAGGUAAUUGAGGAUGCCACUAUGCUGGGACCCGUCGGCGGCAUCUUCAACGCGGAAGUGGUUCUUCGGAACGCACUCCUCGAGAAUCAGACGCCCGAGUCUUACGAGACCGUGUGCAAGCCCAAGGUUGACGGCACGCUGCGCCUGGACGAGCUCUCCCGGAAGAUGUGUCCGCAGCUGGACCACUUCGUUGUCUUCUCGUCUGUGUCAUGCGGCCGGGGCAACGCUGGCCAGACUAACUACGGCUAUGCCAACUCCGUCAUGGAGCGUAUCUGCGAGCGAAGAGUCGCUGAUGGACUACCUGGCCUGGCUAUCCAGUGGGGCGCCAUUGGGGACGUUGGUGUCCUCCACGACACGAUGGGGGCCGACGUGGUUGUGGGCGGCACCCUGCCCCAGAGGAUAAGCUCGUGCAUGGCCGUCAUGGACCGGUUCCUGAGCCAGAGUCAUCCGGUUGUGUCGAGCUUGGUCAAGGCCGAUCUCUCCACCAAGUCGGAUGGCAAGGUCACGCAGAACCUCGUCCAGUCUGUCGCACACAUACUUGGCGUAGAGGAACCCUCCAGCUUAAACCCGAGCAUGAGCCUCGGCGAGUUGGGCAUGGACUCACUCAUGGGCGUCGAGGUGAAGCAGACCAUCGAGCGCGACUACGACCUCUCCUUGUCCAUGCAAGAGAUCCGGCAGCUCACCAUCAACAGGCUUCUAGAAAUCGGCGGGACAGCUGGGAGCGAGCCAGACUCCUCUGAAAGUGCCGCCGCCACGCCGAAGGAGAGUGAGGGCCGGCCUUUUGGCCGACAUCCCCAGGACGACGACCACACAGAACACUUCGACAACUGA